This is a messenger RNA of Neltuma alba, 2813 nucleotides long. RefSeq lists its product as uncharacterized. Lineage: Eukaryota; Viridiplantae; Streptophyta; Magnoliopsida; Fabales; Fabaceae. The coding region runs from base 210 to 2777 and encodes 855 amino acids. The transcript has 6 exons. The record is from RefSeq and is a predicted model, not a curated record. Gene Ontology annotation, molecular function: zinc ion binding.
UCUCCUGACCUGUUGAAGCCACAGUCUUCUUCCUCUUCUUUUGUUCAUCGUCGGCGUCGCCAGUGCCUGUUGAAGAAGCUUAGGCGAUCUUUUGUGUGAUUCGGUCCUUUCUUUGGUUCAGUGUCUUCUUCCUUCCCCUCUUCUCCGUCGCCGCUUUUCCUUCUCCUCAGGUGUGUGAUAAGGUGAAUUUUCUUUAGCUUCAAUAAAAGAUGGCUAGAUGGGAUGCAAUUCUUUCUCUUCCUGUACAAAAUCCUCCUACACUGGAGUUUUCUUCUGUUGAUCUAGUAUGGUCAAAAGUUGAAGGUUGGCAUGACAAAUUAGACAGAGUAGCUUUAAUCCCAUUUGCUAGAGUUGAUGAUUUUGUUCGGGGUGAAUCCUCCAACAAAGAUUGUCCCACACGAUUUCAUGUUGAAGCCAGACGUAGGAGGCCUGCAUCAAUGUCUUACAAGCCAAAGGUUGACGGCAUACUAGAAUAUAUUCUGUAUUGGUGUUCCUUUGGUCCCGAUGACCACAGGAAGGGUGGCAUUGUACGGCCCAGUCGGAGUACUUAUGUUCCAAAGAAAAAAAAUGCUGGUCGACCAAAUACCAAAAGGGGAUGCACAUGUCACUUUAUUGUGAAACGCCUGAUAGCUGAACCAUCAGUUGCCCUUAUCAUUUUUAAUGAUGAUAAGCAUGUGGAUAAAAAGGGGUUGCCAUGCCAUGGUCCUCAGGACAAGAUGGCUGCUGGAACACGUGCUAUGUUUGCUCCGUACAUCUCAGAAGAUCUUAGACUUCGUGUGUUAUCUCUUCUAUAUGUUGGUGUCUCUGUGGAGACCAUUAUGCAGAGGCAUAAUGAAACAGUGGAGAGACAAGGCGGUCCAUCUAACCGUGAUGACCUUUUAACCCAUCGUUAUGUUCGACGGCAAGAGCGGGCAAUACGUCGGUCUACAUAUGAACUUGAUCCUGAUGAUGCUGUCAGUAUCAGCAUGUGGGUUGAAAGCCACCAGAGUCAUGUAUUCUUUUAUGAAGAUUUCUCUGAUUCAGACCCUUUCACUUUAGGCAUUCAAACUGAGUGGCAGUUGCAACAAAUGAUUAGAUUUGGAAACCGUAGUCUCCUUGUCUCAGAUUCAAAAUUUGGUACCAACAAAUUGAAGUACCCCAUUCACAGUCUUCUAGUAUUCAACUCUGACAAGAAGGCCAUACCAGUGGCUUGGAUAAUAAUGCCAAGAUUUUCAAGUUUGGAUUCACAUAGAUGGAUGAGAGCCCUUUAUAAUAGGGUCCAUACUAAAGAUCCUACGUGGAGGUUGGCUGGCUUUAUAGUAGAUGAUCCUCUAUGUGAUAUCCUUGCGAUCAGGGAUGUUUUUCAGUGUUCAGUAUUGGUAAGCUUCUGGAGGAUUCGUCAUGCAUUGCAUAAAAACAUUAUGAAGAAGUGUUUGGAUACUGGGAUGCAAGCUGAAAUGUCAAGACGCCUUGGACAAAUAGUGGACAAAAUAUGCCGGGGCCAGGGAACAGUGGUCCUCUUUGAAGAUUUUAUUGAAGAUUUUGUUGAUGAAUCAGAUUUUAUGGAUUAUUUUAAGGCUACUUGGUAUCCCAGAAUAGGGAGGUGGACCAGUGCACUAAAAACUCUUCCUCUUGCCAGCCAUGAGACUUGUGCAGCGAUAGAAUUUUACCACAACCAACUGAAGAUUAGACUGUUGAAUGAGAAAAACAUCAGUGUUUAUCAGCGUGCUGAUUGGUUAGUUGACAAGUUGGGUACCAAAGUUCAUUCUUAUUUUUGGCUUGAUGAAUAUACGGGAAAAGAUGAUUUUGCACGAUAUUGGAAAAAUGAAUGGGCAAGCGGUUUAACAUCAUGGCGCAAAACACUGAAGAUACAAGAUUCUGAUGUUGUCAUGGAUGAUGGAUGUGCUAAGGUUAUUGAUCAACUCGAUCAAGAUAAAGUUCAUGUUGUCUGGAAUCCUGGUUCUAUGUUUGGAAUUUGUAAUUGUGAUUGGGCACAAGAAGGCAACCUUUGUGAGCACAUCUUAAAAGUUAUUAGUUUUUGUCAGAAGAAAAGGUCUAUUCUUCCAUCUAUCAGCUUAUUUCAGUACCACCAGGCGUUAAUAGACAUGCUGCACUGUCCACCCUAUGAUUCUUUGAUUCGUGAUCAUGCUGUGUCAUUGGCAGUUUCUGUUCAGAAGCAAUUAAAUAUGCUGCUUGAUUCAGAAAGCCGCCAGAAUGUUAUGGAUCCUCCUGGUGAGAAACACACCAUUCAUCACACCAAUCAACUAACAUCCAGUUUAGAAACAUUGUUGGGCCGGAUGAGACAAAGAAAUGAUGCUUCAUCUCGUGAAGGUGACGGUUCUGCAGAAGGAAGUGAAGCUCCUGGAUUACUAAAUGUUGGUUCGGGAGAUCAGGUUAUUGGUGAUGGACAAGGCACGUUACCGGCUGAUAUGGAUGUCGACCCAUCGAGGAUUUGUGUUUCGCCAAUCCCACCAGGUUUGUACUCUGUUGAUGAGGCUGUCGUGAGUAACAUGUUGCCACUGGACAGAGAGGGGGCUCUGACUCCUACAGGGAGUGAGAUGUCUUCUUCCAGAAAUGGUGCUUCUUGUGGAUCACCAACGGAGACUAUAAAGCAUUGUAGCCAGCAGAACACUGCCAAUGGUACGUCCACAGUUAUGUCUCAUGCUGUAGAUUCUGAUAUUCACUUGAACAAGAGAUCCCACUUGAUAUCGGUGGAUACUGAACCACCAGUGGUUAAUGUAGUUGAAAAUGAAAACCCAGAGAACAUGGAUGUUGAUAUGAGACCAAAUAAUACAUGACCAUUUGGCAUGAGGAGCUAUUAUCAAUUUCUUAAA